GACAAAGACAGAGUGUGACAGCUGACUUCCUCAUUACCAAAUGCUCAGUUUACAUUUUAACUUUUACUCCUCCACUUUCACGUUUGGCUGAUUGCUGUCAAAAUGCUGCUGCCUGCCUUCUGUCGCUUUACACAGAUUUUCCUUCUCACUGGAUGGUUUGUUGGGUACAGAAGUGAUGAUGAUGGAUUAGCAAAACCAGGAAUAGACGUGAGUAAAACUUCGCUGUCUGAAAAUGGGAAUGUCGAAGUUACCUGUGACAUCCCUGAGAAGGCAGUACAGUGUUCACUGUAUCGAGAUGGACAGCAUGUCCCCAUGAAGAAUGAAUCAGGCAAGUCAGGACUGUGUCAGUUCCAUGUGACUGCAGAGGAGCUUCACCAUGGAAAUACAGACAUGGCGUGGAUCACUAUUGUAAGGCUAAGCUGCGCCUACAGUGUCGGUGAUCAGCAUUCAGAGCGAAGUGAGAUGAAGGAAGUGAAGGUCUUAGGUGUGCUGAAAGCCCCCCAGCUGAAAAUAAAGCCAAAUGUCAUCAGGAAGGGAGACACAGCAGAGCUGCACUGUUUGGUGCCUCCGUCCAUCUCCGGGUGCCAUUUCCUGAUAGGGGGAAAGUUGAUUAAUCUGACUUCCUUAGAAUGUCUGCUCUCCUAUUCCUGGGAUGAUCUCCGUCAGACUGGGAAUCACAGUGCAGAUACUGAGAUUGAAGUUCAGUGUCUGUACUCUGUGCUGACAGAUGGACAUGAAGCUCCAUCACAACACAGCAACGUCUCUAUAGUUACAUUGUUGGGGGUCACGCUUAGCUCUACAGUUCACCCAGUGGUCACAUCAGAGAACUCCACGGUGGAUCCUGUGUCAGAUGAUGGAGCUUCUUUUAGGCCAGGUGAAGGAAAGGCAGCCAGUAGAACAGGGAAUCCCAGUCAGCCAGGCAGAGCAGAGAGAACCAGGGCGCGGCCGAGAGGUGCUGCUGAGGAUACACACUGGAAUAAAGCAGGAACAGUGGGGGUACCUUGUGCUGUGGCUGCAAUCCUGCUGGGAGCCGCUGCGGUCUUCCUGUACAGGAGACACAGAAACCAGAAAUUAACAAGACAACUGCCAGAUCAUGAUGCCAGCGUGAGAAUGGCAGAGCCAAGCAGUGACACGCAGUCCUGCAAUAAUGUCAUCUAUUCAUCGAUCAGCGAUGCCCCUACUGAUCCAGUGACACGAGAGGAGAACAAGGUGCCUUCUAUGAUCGACACACCUGAUGCUGAUCACUGUUAUGCCACAAUCUCUGAGGUGUCCCCUGAGGUGUCCCCUGCUUCCAUCAUUGCAACCACCAACUACAGCACUGUACAGCAGCAAUGAAAGCAGAUUACAUUAGUCAAACGUCUUUCCUAAAAUCAUUUUUAAUGACACAUUAUGGAUUUUGUAAUAUACUAAGGAUUGUUGAGAAUUAUAGGAUCUAAGAAGAAACUGUGCUUUACACUGUUGUAAUCCUGAAACAAAUUACAAAUAAAGGAUUGCAAAGGCUUUCAUUUUUCAA
Brienomyrus brachyistius is the source of this 1513-nucleotide messenger RNA. RefSeq lists its product as uncharacterized. Bases 103 to 1335 code for a protein of 410 amino acids. The transcript is spliced from 14 exons. The record is from RefSeq and is a predicted model, not a curated record. Lineage: Eukaryota; Metazoa; Chordata; Actinopteri; Osteoglossiformes; Mormyridae.